Orbicella faveolata is the source of this 1321-nucleotide messenger RNA. RefSeq names its product melanocortin receptor 4-like. Gene Ontology annotation, molecular function: G protein-coupled receptor activity. Gene Ontology annotation, biological process: G protein-coupled receptor signaling pathway. Lineage: Eukaryota; Metazoa; Cnidaria; Anthozoa; Scleractinia; Merulinidae. The record is from RefSeq and is a predicted model, not a curated record. Gene Ontology annotation, cellular component: membrane.
GAGACAUUUAUUCUUGUCUUAAAAUGCGGAAGGAUAACAGUUGACUUUGAUAAAGCUGAAGGAUUAAGACUGAGUGUGAAGAUGGGUAACUAUACAGGCUUCAUAAAGAACGCAUCCUUAAAGGACUUCGUAGUCGAUAAGGACGAUAAAUCACUUCCCGAAACUUUCGUCAUCGUAAACUGUGCUCUUAACGUUCCACUGAUGCUCAUAUGCAUUCUGGGCAACGCUUUGGUAUUGGCCGCCAUAAUAAGAACACCUUCCAUUCGUUCACCGUCAAUGAUCAUGCUCUGUAGUCUCGCUGUUUCGGACCUUCUUGUUGGUUUUAUUGCUCAGCCACUUUUUAUCGCGGAUGAACUCAUCAAGGAAAACCUCGUUCUAUAUCGUGUGUCGGCGAUGAUUGGAUUUUCCGUGUGUGGUGUCUCCCUGGCUACAAUAACACUGAUCAGCAUCGAUCGUUUUCUGGCUGUUCAGUAUCACAUGAGAUAUGCUACUUUGGUGCGCCACUCUCGGGUAAUUUCUAUCAUUGUCAUGAUAUGGUUAUUUACUUUGGUAUGUUCGGGAUUUCACAUCUGGAAUAAAUUUCUACACCACCUUCUGUCGGGAAUCUAUAUUGCUAUUUGUCUUAUAAUUUCCACACUUUGUUACAUCAGGAUUUAUCUCACGGUCCGCCACCACCGUUCACAAAUCCAAGCUCAACAGCUGGCAGUGCAAUGUCACUAUGCUGCAAACAACACAAGAGUGAUGCGAUUGAAACGAAGCGCUGUCAACACUUUCGUAUUUUACAUCUUUAUUGUUGCGUGUUAUUUGCCAGCCUAUGUUCUGUUGACGAUAUUUGGACUGGGAUAUAUGGAAUGGGCAACAGAAUGGUCCAUCACAACCACUGUGGUAUUUAUGAACUCAUCCAUCAAUCCAAUUUUGUACUGUUGGCGUCUUCGGAAACUUAGAGCUGCAGUUGUGAAGACAGUUAAAUGUGUGCUACGUACUCACACAGAUCAGGACUGAAAACGAAAGAAAUGUUAGUGGUAUACGUUUCGAACCUCAAAAUCAAAACAAGAAUUGAUUGUCAAAUUGGGUGUUGUUGGCCUUAGUGGAGAGAAGCGACUUUUGGCGAAGAAUAGGGAGUUUCGAAAAAAAAGAAUAUCCAAAUACUCGGAACCCACUGUAUUUUAUACCUGCUGAAAUAAAUAAUGCUUACAGAUCAAAUUAAGUGUCAUUCUUGUUCACAGUUUGUCACCCUGAUCUAUCUCGAACGGAGUAAAUCGAGAGACAUUAAUCGAAGGCAUCACUGUUCAUACAGUAACUACCAAUUUUGUUUUUUUAA